This is a messenger RNA of Elgaria multicarinata webbii, 3555 nucleotides long. It is a transcript of the gene DRP2, whose product is annotated as dystrophin related protein 2. Gene Ontology annotation, cellular component: plasma membrane. The coding region runs from base 200 to 3040 and encodes 946 amino acids. Gene Ontology annotation, biological process: synaptic signaling. Gene Ontology annotation, molecular function: zinc ion binding; protein binding. Lineage: Eukaryota; Metazoa; Chordata; Lepidosauria; Squamata; Anguidae. The transcript has 25 exons. The record is from RefSeq and is a predicted model, not a curated record.
CUUCCUCCUCCUCCCGAUCUACUGGAGAUGCGAUCUCCUCCCCAGCCUCAGCAUGCUUCUUCGGCACGGGGGGAGGCGACACCCCUUUACUGAGCCAGCCAGCCAGAGGCGGCGGCGGCGGCGGCGUCCCUCCUCGCCCGAAGGAGGAAUAAGUUUCCCGGAUUCAAAAAAGCGUCUGUCCUCAUGAGCGCCCGUUCUGAUGCAGCCAAUGGUCAUGCAGGGAUGCUCUUUCACCCUCCCCAGAUGUCAUGAGUGGCAUGCCACAGGCCAAUCCCGUCGCAACAGCACCUCCCACACACAGUCUCAGGUUAAAACGGCCCAAGAUGGCGCUGCACCGUCCUGUGUGAACCAAAAGCCUCCAAACAGCGCCGUUGGGCUCCAGAUGCCUCUGGAGAUGAAUCUUUGCUGGAAUGAGAUUAAAAAGAAGUCACACAAUCUUCGGGCUCGUCUGGAGGCCUUCUCGGACCACAGCGGCAAAUUGCAGAUUCCCUUGCAGGAGAUCAUAGACUGGCUCAGUCAGAAAGAUGAGGAGCUCUCCGCCCAGCUGCCACUCCGUGGGGACGUCCUCCUGGUGCAGCAGGAGAAGGAGAGGCAUGCGGCGUUCAUGGAAGAAGUGAAGUCCCGGGGGCCCUACAUUUACUCAGUCUUGGAGUCGGCUCAAGCCUUCCUGACUCAGCACCCAUUCGAAGAAGUGGAAGACUCAAAUCCUGACAGCAAAGAUGUCUCCCCAAGACACCGGAUCCAGAACAUCAGCCGUUUCGUGUGGAAACAGGCGACGGUGGCCAGCGAGCUCUGGGAGAAACUCACCGCCCGUUGCGUGGACCAGCACCGCCACAUUGAGAGGACCCUGGAGCAGCUGCUGGAGAUCAAGGGCACCAUGGAGGAGCUCAGCACCACCCUCAACCAAGCCGAAAGUGUGCGAGAGACGUGGGAACCGAUCGGAGACCUCUUCAUCGACUCUUUGCCGGAGCACAUCCAGGCCACCAAGCUGUUCAAAGAGGAGCUCUCCCCCAUGAAGGAUGGAGUGAAGCUCGUGAACGACCUCGCCCACCAGCUCGCCAUCUCCGACGUGCACCUGUCCAUGGAGAACUCUCGCGCCCUGGAGCAGAUCAACACCCGCUGGAAGCAGCUGCAGGUCUCCAUCAAUGACCGGCUGAAGCACCUUCAAGAUGCCCACCGGGACUUUGGACCAGGAUCUCAACAUUUCCUCUCAACCUCAGUCCAGGUCCCCUGGGAACGAGCAAUUUCUCCCAAUAAAGUCCCGUAUUACAUCAACCACCAGGCACAGACAACAUGCUGGGACCAUCCCAAGAUGACCGAGUUGUACCAAACCCUAGCCGACCUGAACAACAUCAAGUUUUCCGCUUAUCGCACAGCCAUGAAAUUGCGCCGUGUGCAGAAGGCCUUGAGACUGGACAUGGUGACCCUUCCAACAGCCUUGGAGGUCUUCAACGAACAUGAGCUGCAGCCCAGCGACCACGUGAUGGACGUGGUGGAGGUGAUCCACUGCCUGACUGCCCUGUACGAGCGGCUGGAGGAGGAACGGGGCAUCCUAGUGAACGUCCCUCUCUGUGUCGACAUGACCCUGAAUUGGCUGCUCAACGUUUUUGACAGCGGACGCAGUGGGAAGAUGCGGGCGCUCUCCUUCAAGACGGGCAUCGCGUGUCUGUGCGGCACGGAGCUGAAGGAGAAAUUCCAGUACCUCUUCAGCCAGGUGGCCAACUCCGGCGGGCUCUGUGACCAGCGCCACCUCGGCGUCCUGCUCCACGAGGCCAUCCAGGUCCCGCGGCAGCUUGGGGAAGUGGCAGCCUUUGGCGGAAGCAACGUGGAGCCCAGCGUCCGCAGCUGCUUCCGCUUCGGAAAUGGAAAACCGGCCGUUGAGUCUGCCCAGUUCUUGGAGUGGGCUAACCUGGAGCCGCAGUCCAUGGUGUGGCUAGCAGUCCUGCACCGAGUGACCAUUGCCGAGCAAGUGAAACACCAGACCAAGUGCUCCGUUUGCCGGCAGUGCCCCAUCAAAGGCUUCAGAUACCGCAGCCUGAAGCAGUUCAACGUGGACAUCUGCCAGACCUGCUUUCUGACAGGGCGAGCCAGCAAAGGGAACAAGCUGCACUACCCCAUCAUGGAGUACUACACGCCGACCACCUCCAGCGAGAACAUGAGGGAUUUUGCCACCACCCUGAAAAACAAGUUCCGGACAAAGCAGUAUUUCAGCAAACAUCCCCAGAGGGGCUACCUGCCAGUCCAAUCUGUACUGGAGGCAGACUUCAUUGAAACGCCAGCUUCCUCUCCGAUGUUACCCCACGCCGACACCCAUUCUCGGAUCGAACACUUCGCCAGCAGGCUCGCCGAAAUGGAAAGCCAGAAUUCCUCCUUCUACAAUGACAGCCUUUCUCCGGACGAUAGCCUGGAUGAGGACCAGUACCUCUUACGCCAUUCCAGCCCCAUCACGGACAGAGAACCUGUCAGCAGCCAGCAGGUCCAGGACAGCAGCGACACAGACGAUAAAGGGGAAUUGGAGAGGAUCUUGGCUCACCUGGAGGAUGAAAACAGGGUUCUCCAGGGAGAGCUCAGGCGCUUGAAGUGGCAGCACGAGGAGGCGGCAGCGUCGGCGGAAGGCACUCCAGAUACGGCACAGGACCCACCCAGCGAGGAGCUGCUAGCGGAGGCCCGGAUCCUUCGGCAACACAAGAGCCGCUUGGAGACCCGGAUGCAAAUCUUGGAGGACCACAACAAGCAGCUCGAGUCUCAGUUGCAUCGCCUGAGAGAGCUGCUUCUGCAGCCGCCAUCGGAUUCCAAGGGAGACGGUUCCACAGCCUCCUCUUUGGCUUCCUCUCCUCACCCGUCCGAGGGAAGCCAGCCUAGGGGAAAAGACCCUAGCACACCAAACACGGAAACGGCAGAUGAAGUGGUGGUGAGUACUCAGGACGUCAGUCUGUGUUUGGAAGAUAUCAUGGAGAAGCUGCGUAAUGCUUUCCCCAACCCCGGAGGACAAAGACCUCACCCCUUGGCCUUCCUGAAGAAGUCCCUCAAGUUCUCCUAGAUGCUUUUCAGAUCUGAGAAUGGGCAGCAGCCGGUCCGACUUCCCUUAUCUAACCCCUCCUGCAAGCGAGAGGCUUUGUCUAACCUUGGCAGCUGUUUCUCUCCUUUCCUCUCACCUGCGUCCUCCCCCUGUGCGGCGGGCUUCACUCGGAACCUUUCGGCCCCGAUCUUGGCAGAAGGUUACCAGAAUCCCCGCAGGCUUUGGCACCCAGGAGAGCAGCCCUUAGUAACUUCAGAGCGCUUUUUGGAAGGCCCGUCCGGAGCCACCCAGAGCCUGGACAAAGUCAACUCAUGGCACCAUUAAGAGGCUGGGUUCAAAGAACUCUGCACGACCAGGAGCGGAUAGCGCACGGAGGCACCUUUCCGCGCGAACUACAAACUGACACGAAGAGCAUUUUCCUCUCUGUGGUUUGUGAACUAUCGGUUUGGGGGUUGAGUCAGGAAGUGACCUAUCGUGGUUUUUGCCUGAGUCCGUGGCCUGCGCCAAAGGGUGGUUUAAGAGGACAGGGACUGGAA